GCCGAUGUAUGAGCUGCUGGACAAAUGGUGAUCAUGUGUUUGCCACGUAUCACCUGAUUACCUCAUUUCUGAUCAUCCGAAACAGGGGAUCUCCCAGCAAGCAAUAGUGGGGGUAAUCUCUCCGAGUUCCAAUCUCUGAUAACUGAUAUCAAAAACUGUCAUCCAAUCCUGUUCUAAAUGUGCUCCAUAUCCAACCCCACAUCUAAACAAACAUAAAUGGAACCCAUAUCCAUAACUCCAUGCUCCAAAAUCUAUUUGCCUAAUCCAAGAAUAUCAGCAAAAGCCCACUUCAACUGUUCACUCAUCACACCAGUAACCCACUUGAAUUCCCUGAAAAACAGCACCAUUCAACUUGAGAAUGCUAAAGAUAUAACUUUACCAACCAUGGCUGACAUUUUAGCCUCAUCCAAGACCCAGAACCUCGAUCUCCAGCUCAAAACACUAGGACCUUUCUUUAGAAUCACAGCAAGGAGUCUUGAUACCCUUAAUGAGCUUGGAAGAGCUGAAGGGCUCAUAAGGGUUUGGUUGGGAGGCAAGAUUCUUCAUUUGGAUUCGAUAAGAUUGAGAAGAGAGACGAUGGGCAUGGAGAGGUCAAUUUUCGGCAUUGGUUUGUUUAUUGGAGCUGUUGCUAUUCGGUAUGGAUAUGAUUGUGGGUGUAGAACUGCUGAGUUGCUUGCUAUUAAUGACACUGAUCUUUACCAUUCUAAGCUUGUUAGGUUCUAUACAAGAAUUGGGUUCAAGACUGUCCAUGAAGUAACUGGUUCAACAAUUGGAGAUCUUGCUCAUAUGUUGGUCUGGGGAGGCAUAGGAACUCGAAUGGAUGCUGAUAUUGAAGAGCUUCUAAUAAAAUGGUGCUCCAGGUUCAAACAUCGAGAUUGAUUUCAUACCAUUUCUUAAAAAGUUUGUCCUGUGAUGCAAAGGCUGAAAACCUGAACUGAAUGAAUCUUGUAUGUUUAAAGCACUGCUCUAAUCUCUUUUGGGCCUAUCUGAAUAGAAAGUUUUUCCCAGCAAUUUACUUGAGCUAACUAGACACUCAAUUUAGGCAGUUGACAUGUGCCAAAAGGAGGGGAAAGGUACUUCUCUUGAACUUCUGUUUGAUUGAAGUAAUUAAAUUGUAAAACAAUGUGCAGAAUAGACUGUAGAAAGAAUGACCAUUGCUUGGAUGUAGAUAUUGUAGUCAUAUACAAUCUUGCUUGUGUUUCCUAAGUUUCCCUUCAAAUCUGUACUUUUUACUACUUUUUAAUGAUUAUUAUUUAGUGGAAAUAAUAAUUUUCUAGAA
Messenger RNA from Hevea brasiliensis (rubber tree), 1279 nucleotides. RefSeq lists its product as uncharacterized. The transcript is spliced from 2 exons. The coding region runs from base 217 to 879 and encodes 220 amino acids. NCBI's taxonomy places the organism in Eukaryota, Viridiplantae, Streptophyta, Magnoliopsida, Malpighiales, Euphorbiaceae. The record is from RefSeq and is a predicted model, not a curated record.